CAGGUUUCCUAGCUGUUGCUGCUUGACAUGAUGCAGCAAGGAUCUCCGUUGGCGCCCACAAUGCAUGAGACUCAACUCCAGUGCACGGCGUGGGCUCAGAUCGCGUUGAUGGACACCAAGCCAUGGUGGCCUGUUUACAUAGCUGAUCCAAAUGUCUUGACGACGGAUGAGUUGCUCUCGUUGGGUGGCGCACCACUCGUGGACACUGCCAAGUCGACAACGCCCAGCGACGUCGUCGUGUUUUACUUCGGUCUUCGUACAUGGCACCUGCGAGAGCGCGACGACGCCACUCUUCAACGGUGGCAGUGCCGGGACCACUGGCAGUUUCUCCAAGGCGCUCCAUCCGCAGCCAUGGACGUGUCGAGCGUAUGGGAAAACUUUGUCGAAGCCAUGGACGACGUCGAGAACUACCUCUCGGUCGAUCAAAGCCAACGCACGUUACCACGUUCAGCGGAGGCUGCUGCUCCCCCUCUUCCUUCUCCAUCUACGCCAACGCAUGAUACGCACCAUGGUUCGCCACAGCAGCCCGCAGAAUGCCCCAACACUGUCCCAAGGCCAUUGGCCACAUUUGGAACCGUCGCAUGGUCCAAACUGGCGGGGCGUCCUUGGCUGCCAGUGUUUGUUGUAGAUCCGGCCAAUAUUCCUCUCGAACUUCGACCUUUGAGCGAAUUCCAGUCUCAGGUAGUCGACAACGCAACGUGCAACUCGCUGGACCAUCGCUUGGUGUAUUACUUUGGCUACCACAACCUUGGGUUGAUACCUGUGCAUGCCCUCAGGGCGUGGAAGGGCCCUGAACAUGCCGAGUUUCUCGCUGGAUGCCGCCCUACGCAAGUGUCCACGGUGCAAUCGGCGGCUACCGUUGUGGCGACUGCAGAGGCCGAGGAAUUCCUUCGGUCAAACCCAAACACGAGACAGUUGCCGCUUCCUUGUUCCUGGAGCAACCAGUCAACCGACGGGAGUGCAACUCCCAUCCUUGACGCUACCGUCAAGUCCGACAUCCCAUCGGAGCAUGGCUCUGCACCGCCAGGCGAUACCGCGACGAACGAUGCGAAUGCCGUAGAGGAGCAGCCUUCUACAUCUCCAACAUUGACCGCCCCCUUUGCCGCGGGGUCAGUGGUGUGGACGUUCACCACUGGAGAAGGCUGGAUCCCAGCGAUUGUGUGCGACCCGGCUCAAGUGCAAACUGCCUUACCAAACUUGACCGGUUGGUACAAGACACUCCUGCGCAAAGCCAUGGACCAUCCGGCAGACUACGUCGUCGUAUACUUGUUUGGGCCUCGUACGCUUGGCCUCCGCAACACCCACGACGACGUGGUGAAGUGCUGGGAGUGCCCAGAACACGUCACGUAUGUACAGGGUGACGCUAGUCUCGAUUUUUCCAACCAACGACAGGCAUCGUUUCGACAAGCCAUCGAGACUGCAAAGACGGUUGCCGCAGGAGACGCCAGCGCCACCUUGUCGUUCAUUCAAAUAUGUGACAAGGACGAUGAGACUAGCGAAAAGGCGGCGACUACAGAGACGUCUCGGCCCCUUGUAGGAAACGACACCAUUCCGCCUCCCACCGGCCCAUCAGAUCCGCCGACUAAGGCUACCUACCCCCCGGACGUGACGCUGAAGUGUCACCAACCCGCUUCGCCUCCCGAUCACCUCAAAAAGCCACGCCCGAACGAUGCGAUUACCGCUGUAGAUGACGUUAUCGACUUGUCCGAGGAAGCAUCAUCCAACGACCCCAGUUUUCUCCAGAAGAGCAAGUUCGUGCCAAGCGCCUCCUUGUCGUGUUCAGCCAAGGCGCGUCGAGUGCACGCCGGCGACGACGGAGGAAUUCCGUUCCGAUCGCUGGCGUGGGUGCGGAGCCGCACGGGCUACAUGUGGUGGCCAGCGUACAUUUGUGACCCGGAUGACACCCCCCACCAACUCCAUUCGAUGGGGUAUUGCCUGUUGUACAGCGUAGCCAAAGCCAAACAAUACAGAACCGCGCUGCGCCUGGUGCUUAGUUUUGGCCGACACACCAUCUCUCUGCAUGAAGUUGCGACCGACCUCAAACGAUGGGAGUGCCCCGAGCACGACGCGCUGUGCCGCGUUCACGAGAAUCCUCCUCCCCAACAAAUCAUCGCGGCGAAGUUGUUUGCCGCGGCGCUAAAAGAAGCCUUGGACUGGGCGGCAAGUACGAGAGCGCCGACGGCAACGCCGUUCAUGCUACUAAACGCGAUCAAGUCGGCAAUGUCGAGGCCCCCCACGACCGUUGGCUACGGGGCCAAAGCAUGGGCGAUGACGGCGUCGUCCAUAUGGUUUCCUGCGUGUGUAUUGCAUCCAUUGAAGUUGCCCCCCGAGCUCAAAGACUGGGAACGGACGCACGGGGACUUGGUUGUGUUGGUCAAGACGCACCCGUGUGAGAAUCGACUGGUCUACGUCUUUGGCCUUCACGAGCUAGGCGUUCGGAACGUCAAGACCGAAUUGGUGUCGUGGCAGGGCGACAACCCCAACCUGGCCAAGGGCCGCAAAGACGUGGCGUUUUCCAAAACGUAUGUCGACGUGGGCCAUCAACUCACUCGUGCCCAACUUGAAAUGAACGCGUACUUUGGCACUGACGAAGCGACCCGCCGGUUGCCCAUGCUUGGCUCCGUAGCCGUCCCCGCCCAGCCCAUGCAGCCAGUCGCGACGAGUACUGAUGUGGUGGUAGUGCCGUGGAAUUCGCUGGGAUGGGUGAAGAUAUACCUUUCGUGGUGGCCAGUGUACGUAUGCGAUCCGACUUGCGUUCGCCCUACAUUGCACAUUCUCGGUGCUGUGGAUAUGCAAAUGCUGCGACAUGCCACUGCCACCCCCGACAAGUGUCGACUGGUCUACUAUUUCGGCCUCUAUACAUUGGGACUAGCAACGACCAAGUCGGUUAAACGAUGGAACUGCCCCGACCAAGACGCAUUAGCGAACCGAAUGCUGGAGGUUCAAGAUGGGCAAACCAGCACCAGAGCGUUGCAGGAAGCCAAUGAGUAUGCUGGGGCUGACAAGGCCACUCGGCUGCUGCCGUAUAUGGUGGCGUCCGACUUGAACCCGCUAGAAGACCCGCCUCCUCUUUCGCUGGUGUGGCACUUCCGCUUGGAUUCUGUCUGGGCUCCUGGCCUAGUGUACGACCCAAAGCAGCCGUGGCCUCAGGCAUUUGGACGCCCGCCAGACAACAUGCUAGCUGCGCUCAAGUCGGUUCGAAACCCGUACCAUGUUGUGUUCAAUUUUGGCUACCGAGACUAUUCUAUGGUCAGAGCUCAUGCCAAGUGCAUUGUGCCGUAUCGUUGCCCCAUGCACGCCAAGUUUGUGGCUGCGAUUUCGUCGUUAGAAAACGAGGACGUCCGAUCUAAACUGCUGGCUGCGCUGCAAGAAGUCGAGGCGUUUACGGCAAUGGAUUCACCAGUUCCAGGCGCUAUGGACAGUCCACCGCCUUCGUUGCAUGUCGAGAGCCCAUCGGGCGUUCCCAAUCCCGCUACAAAUAAUACCCUUCCCGACCAGGUCACAGCACCUUCGUACCCCAUCCGUACAUCAUCUGCUAUCGAGCCAGCCAUGACCCUACUUGUUGAAGCCCCUGUACCGCAUGCAUUUGCUGUUAAUGACACACUUUCGACUGUCCAUGCUGCUCAACGGGUUGAGGAAGCGGAGGACCAGUCGACGAUUCGUACGAGCGACGACGACGGGCGACCUACAAAAAGCGAUGCCAUUGGUCAGGAUGACGACGGAGCUGCCGAACCGUCCCACUCGCAGUACGAUUUGGUGGAUUGCAUCGGAUGGGCCCGGGCACCGAAGCUGCCGUGGUGGCCAGUGUAUAUUUGCGACCCAGACCAUAUUCCCGAAGACCUCAAGUUGCUGGCGCCCAGCCAGCAACUGUACCAGCCUCAGUGGGCGACCCGCAAAGACCCGGCUAAGCGUCGCCUUGUGUUUUAUUUUGGACGCAACAUCUUCGGCUCCGCUCUACGGUGUCAAGUCAUGCCGUGGGAGUACUCGGCAAAUGACGCCGUGUUGGGACACAUGUCGUUCGAAACAGAGCAAAACCUCCAUGGGGCCGUCGUCCUUGCUCAAAACUACGCAGCCAAGCACCAUGGACGCACCCGUGAAGGUGCUGCACAGGGGCCACACGAUGCUGCCACACACAACAACCAGCAGCCCCCCGCCCCACAAAAAAGGAUCCAAGCAACGUCACCAGCAGCACAUGCUUCGACGACGGACGCUCCACCUGCAAUUGCCGCUGCUGCCGAAGCACCCCCGCAACAUGCUCAUGCAGUGACUCUAUCGACGCCGAUUGCUGAUCCCCACGGUUUAUUGUCGUAUUAUGACCACGUAAUGUGGAUGAAUCAUCAGCAUGUGUGGCGACCCGUGUACGUGGUGAACCCGGACAAGCCACCUUUACACUUCCCGUCCACGGAUCUGGUUGGCCCCCACAGAACAGUUCUGCCAGUACAUCAUCAAGAUGGGCGCCCGCUGUUGGUCGUGUACUGCUUUGGAUUGCACACCGUUACCACUUGCGAAAAGGGCUGGCUUGCGCCUUGGCUUUGUGCAGAGCGACGAGAAUUUGUGCGCAUUGGAGGUGCCUCCGUCGCGAUAGCGCUUCAAGAAGCCAAUGAUUUCUUGGCGCGCGGAAAAGUCUUUAGGUUGCAACGCAGUACCAUGUCGAAACGGCCAUCACAACAUGGGCUCGUCCACAACAUCCCCCCACAUGCCGCCGGCACGCAUCCGUCCGAGCGGCGGCUCCCCCGACAGCCCCCAUCGCCCGUCCUCCCAACAGGGGUCCACCCCCCUGCAGCCCCUCCAACCCCCCCUGCUCCUGUCCUCCGAAGCAAAGUCCCCGCCGUCGACAGCGGCCGUUCCUUCACGCCUCCCUGCCAUUCCGUGGCAUGGGGCAUCCUUCGGGGGUUUCCAUGGCUGCCCGUGUACAUUCUGGAUGCAUUGACGUUGAAACCAGAUUUGCACCACUUGGGCGAUGGCCACGUGUCCAUUUUGGAACAAGCGCGGCAGCAUCCGUCGUGGAGAAUUGUCUACUACUUUGGAACCCACGACUUUGGGAUUCACCCAGAUCCAAGCGCGACGUUAAAGCCGUGGAAUUGCCCCGAAAGCGACAAAUUUGCCAACGGGUUCCCAAAGGAAAAGUGUAAAAAGCACCGCAUUCGGGUCGAGCUGGAGGUGGCCGUCAAAGAAGCCCGGACAUUUUUAUCAAGUCAUCUGGACGACCGACUGUUGCCGUACAUGGUUCGAUCCGACUACUUGGACCUCGCUGCCACCGAAGACGAGGACGCCGACCCGCCGUCUUCCGAGAGGGACGUGGAUACACACCUGCCUUCGCCAAGUGAUGAAGAAGCAAGCGACGAUGGCGACGACAGUGAACGUGACGACGAGUAUGCAGACACGACUCAAGGCACAAAGAACAACAACAAGCGUGGGUUUCGUACUGUUGGGAAGUCGCGCAUUCCAGCGAAACGACGACCAAGUCAACAUACGUGGCACAACCUCGUGCGUUUGAAACGACAUGCAACGAACCUGUGGACGAUUCAAGGGCCACCGUAUCGACGACCAACAAGUCGUCAGCGUGCAUGCGAUACGGAGGCACCACUUGCAUGCGAUACGGUGGCACCACUUGCAACCAUUCCAACUUCGAUGAAUCACGACGCUGUGUCUGAAGAGACCAUCCGACUAUUCCAAACGACCCCCCCUCGAAGCUCUAUCGCACAUACGUUGGCACCCCUAGACUCGACCCCCGAAGCCAACCCCCCUGACCACGUCAAGCCGGCAUUGCUGCCUUCGCAACGCGUGGCGUGGGUGCUGCUGCAAGAUGCGAUUUGGUGGCCUGUGCUGGUUUGCGGGUCGUUCUUCCAGGACGAGAACCCCGAUAAGGGCGGACAUUUGGUCGAAGCGGUUCACUUGUACUACUUUGGCACCCACACCUAUGCCGAACACAUCUGCGCCAACAUUCAACUGGCCGCGUGGAAUGGUCCUGACCACGGCACGCUUUUGGAAAACCCAGCGAUCGGUGAGCAUUUCGUCCAACGGGUGAUGGACGAUUUCAAACGAAGCAUCGCAGAAGCCGAGGAUUUCUAUUGCACGCACAAGACGAUGCUGGACCGCGAUGCACUGUACGCGUCUGUCAAGUCGCUUGCCCCGAGCUCCGAUGCAAUGUCAAAAGCCAAGUCGAACGCCCCAAACCAGGUCAAGCGAGAAAGCCCGUCGAAGCCGACUAGUCGAGUAGUGCACCGCAAUGAACUUGACGACCCCGAAUUCGACGCGUUUUUUCGAUAAGGAACUAAAAUACUCGGUUAAUUGCUUAAGCACAGGUAGUAUUACUUCGAAGUA
Molecule: messenger RNA, 6324 nt
Organism: Aphanomyces astaci
Lineage: Eukaryota; Oomycota; Saprolegniomycetes; Saprolegniales; Verrucalvaceae
Exons: 37
Coding region: 28-6270 (2080 amino acids)
Source: RefSeq, a predicted model, not a curated record